CACCUUGUGUGACCGGCGGGAUUAUUCUGAUCCUGAGCCGAGCGACAUAAACAACACAAUUUUCCAAUAUAAACAUUUUUUUAAUCGGUUUCAUUUCGGGAUUCAUGUGGGAUUUAAUCCGUGGAUGGGAAUUUACAAGAGUUUAAUGGAGUUUCCUGUUCAGAAGACAGAAUAAGUUUCAUUCACAACGGAAAAUAACGGUCCUUUCCUCUGAGCCGUGGCUGAGUGACAGGAGCAUGUGUCCUGUGUUUCUGGUAUUUUGACUGUUGGUCAUUAUGGCGGGGAUCCAGACAUCACCUGCAUUAUGGAUUAGCUCCUCCCACUUACUGAUAAGAUGAUGGCGUCUGUGGUCUCCGAUGGUACCAGGGGGCAGACCCUAAAUCUUAGAGGUGUAGAUCCUGAAACAUGCAUGAUUGUCUUCAAAAACCACUGGGCACAGGUUUUGCGGAUCCUGGAAAAGCACGAGCCGACCCGCACCGGCGGUCAUCUCCGCUCACACCCGAUCUCCGCUGACGAAGCGAGUGCUGUGCAGAACUAUGUGGAGCACAUGCUGUUCCUCCUGACAGAGGAGGAGUGCGGUGUGGGUGGAGCUAUGGGCCCCAUUCUGGAGUUUGUGCUGCUGGAGAACGUGAUGGAGCGCCUGUUUGUGUGGAGCCUCCGGCGUGACUUUACGGAAGCAGCGAAGCUGGAGCAGCUGUGCAUGUACGAGAUGCUGGUGUCCAGGGCGCGGCAGCCGCUGCUCCACCACAAGCCCAUCCUGCGUCCCUUCGCCAUGCUGCUGUCCUCCUGCGGCUCCAGCUCAGCGCCAGUGGAGGCUGAGUUGGUACGACUGCUGCACCGGUUGUGUUGUAUGCUGGCACGUGAUGACACCGCCCUCCAGCUCUUCCUCUUCCACAGUGGGCAGGAUCAAGGUGCCGCCAACUUCCUGCUCUUUUCACUGCUCUUGCCUUUCGUGCACCGUGAUGGGCCGGUUGGUUUGCAGGCACGGGAUGCUCUCGCCCUCAUCGUGGCUUUGUCAGCACAUGACAUCACUGUGGCCAAUCACAUCACCCAGAAUACCUACUUCUGCCCAGUCUUGGCCACGGGGUUGAGUGGUCUGUAUUCCUGGCUUCCAGCUAAGCUUGAGGUCUACGGGGAAGGGUGGCACUGUUUGGAGGAAGCGGAUUGGAUGAAGGUGCCAGCACUCGUCCAGCUCCUCAACUCUCUACACUUCUGUAGCAGCGUGUGUAAGGUUGCCCAUCACUCUGUCAGAAAUCAGCUGCUUGGCUACAUCUAUAACGGUUUCCUUGUCCCAGUCCUGGCUCCUGCCUUACACAAGCUGACUUUGGAGGAAGUGGUGACAACGACUGCGUAUCUUGACCUCUUUUUGCGGCAUAUCUCCGAACCUGCUCUUCUCCAGACAUUCCUCAUUUUCAUUCUCAAGCAUCGUCAUGACAAUGUCAACGUUCUUGAUACACUGGUCAGCAGAAUCAACACUCCUUUUCAGUUAGGAACAGUGUCUCUGGCUCUGUUUCGCACUCUGAUUGGUCUGUACUGUGAGGACGUCAUGCUGCAGCUCAUUCUCAGGUAUCUGAUUCCGUGCUCUCACCUGCAGCGCCAAGUACAUCGUAGACUCAGAGAGCGAGACUGCUACUCCUCCAGUGCUGCAGCUUUUCUCUCUCUCACUCCUUCAUUUCUCAUGGCUGGACCCUGCACCUCUCCAACACUUCCCCUUAAACCAGACUAUAUCCUCUGGUCAAAGGUAACCGAAGGACUGCUAAUGGGCAACACAGGGUUUGAAGACCUUUUCCUGGGUGUGGAUGCUUUCGGAAACUCCCGCUGGAUAAACUCCGAGCCACUGAUGUACCAAAACUACCUCCAGUACCUGAGUGACGCACGUGGCAUCAUCAGCACCAGCGUGCAGGCUUGUCAAGUAUGGUCUGCCCCUUACGACGGACUCAAUCCCUCACCUGAUGAGCACCAAGGAGAGGAGGAAGAGGUCCAGGAUGGAGACAGGUAUGAAGAUGAGUGUCCACCUCUCACCACUCCUCCACUUCAGCCCCCAUCCUUGCACCACACUAGUUUGAGUCAGACACUAGAGCUGGAGUGGGACGACAGUUAUGAUGCCGCUCCGGAUGGACCGGAAAACCAAAAUUUUCAAGUUGUAGAACAUCUGCAACCUCCGCAACACAUUCAGGACAUGCGCAAAAGUGCAAUCAUGCUGAUCCGUGGGUCUUACAUUGAAGAGUCUGAAUUCCAGGACGAUGUAUUGGUUUAUAAUCUCAUUGCGCAGAGGGAUGCACAAGAUGAACAGGUUGCAUCCUUAAGGAGUCCAAACGACAACACGAUACAAACAGAAACAAACAACAACACACAGCUUUACACCAGCAGUAGUACAAACAAGAUACAGCAUCACAAUCAGCAAUCAGAAGAAGCUUCAUUUCUUUUAAACGGAAAUGCCGACGAGAAGAAAACGGACCAAUCGAACGAUAAAUCCACGAACGUCGACCAGAAUAAGAGCAUGGUUUUAGAAGAGCAAGUUUUUAGUCAGGAUGUGUCCAACAUCUCAUCUGUGGAAGGUACUGGAGAGGAUUUUAUUUCCCACUGCCUCCAGCUGAUUGAAUGGGAUAAUGAGAGCAUACUGGGAGAUAACGUUUAUUUCGAAAGACUGACCGCGCUGUUGUACGACGAAGAACCAGAAAUUGACUUUAAUUCAAUUUGCACUGAUGAUGAAGAUGACGAUGAGAGGGAUGAAGUAGCAGAGCAGAAACACAGCGAUGGAAAGAAACGUGUCCCGUUUACAGGCCCUUUCAUCAGUGUGCUGCUCUCUCGCCUGGAGAACAUGCUGGAGAAUUCCGUGGCGGUGAACCUGCUGGUGACGGGAAUCCUGGCUCAGCUGGCAGCAUAUCCACAGCCCCUGCUGCGCUGCUUCCUGCUCAACACACAAGCCAUCUUCCAAACCAACGUCCGCUCUCUCUACAAGGUGCUGGUUUCUGUGGGUUGCCAGAUUGAGCACCAUGCAGCCUCCAGGCCUGAAUUUCCUCAGAUGGUACGAGAUGUCGCUCAGUAUCUGCUGCUCAGAGAUGAAGCCCUAAAGGAUAGAGAGCGGGAUUUCCUGCAGGAAAACGGACUUGGCUGGGUCCUCAACGGGCACGUCUCCGGGCGGCUGCUGAAAUCUCUUCCACCGUGUCCCAAGAUUCCUCCUCAGUCCAGGAACAGAGUGUUUGCCACAUUCCUUUACGCUGAGUUCCUGAAAGAGCUGGCAGCCAUCGCACAGGAACACUCCAUACGCCCGGACUAACCCCUGGAGGAGUAGGAAGACGAAAAAAACAACCCAAAACCUCAGAAUUAAACAAGUGUACAAAUUCUUUCUGAUGCUGGGACAAAAUCUUUCUUUUUUUUGUAUUUUAUUUAGAUAUUUCUUUAUUCCAGCACUCCUUGUAAUUCUUCAUCUGAUCAGUGUUGCUUGUUGUCAAAAGUCAUCUAGAUCAUUCAAGGUACAAAUUAAAGGUGCAGUCUGUCAUUUUUUUUAAGUCUUUAUCUACAUAUACUAAUCACAUCAUUUGGUAGAUACAGAUACCUUAGAAAGAAUUGCAUUCACAAUAUUACCCCUGAAGUGUUUUUUUCUUCACAUUGUUUUUUUUUUCAGCCCAAUAACUGCCUCAGACGAAACCCAGCUACUUAGCUACAUCUCUUUUUCCUAUAGGGCCACUCUAAAUGUUUAGUGAAAGAAGUUCUGGUAGUAGUGUUUUCAUCACAAAUGUAAUUCACCUCAAAGAUCUCAGAAAAAAACCCAACCUGCCCCUUUAAUGGCCUUACUACUGUACACUGUUGGUGUCCAUGAUACUAGCUUGGGGUCGUGGAGUCGAUGAUGCUCUAGUUGUUUGCUUUGUUUUUGUGUGUUGUAUGUAUUUAUAAAUGCACUUACACUAGUUCUAUAUGUUUGUAAUAUGUAUUUUUAUUUGUACUUUUGUUGUAUGACGUUCUGUGUAUUUUGGAGAGUAAACCAGACAAAUACCU
Messenger RNA from Hemibagrus wyckioides, 3999 nucleotides. RefSeq names its product FHF complex subunit HOOK-interacting protein 1A (gene fhip1ab). Bases 335 to 3280 code for a protein of 981 amino acids. Lineage: Eukaryota; Metazoa; Chordata; Actinopteri; Siluriformes; Bagridae. The transcript is spliced from 13 exons. The record is from RefSeq and is a predicted model, not a curated record.